CAAUAAGCCUUCAACCGGCUGGAUAAUUAAAUAAUAAUGGGAAGCGAGGCUGCAGCUACCAGUGGAAACGUCCGAUCGAGCACCGUCGUUGAUUCAGAUGGAUCCGAUACAUGGGAAGAUUUUUUCGGAACGUCAACGGACCUGGUACCGCAGCUGCUGGGAAUGUUCGACGAGAUUGUGCGUAGAGGAACGUCGAGCUGCACCAACCAUGCAGUAUUGCAAUCGACCUGCGGUAUACCGGCAGCGUUGCAAAAACGAUUGAGUUUGGUAUCACGUUCAUCGCGUCGAGGAUCCCUUUUGAAUCCAUUAUACGUAACCGAGUCCGGAUCACCGAUGUCGCACGAGGACAACAACAACCAUCAGUCGAACCUUAAUCAUCAUCAUCAUCAUCAUCAUCAACAUCAUAAUCGUAAUAAUAAUAAUAAUCAUAAUCGAGAAGCGAUGGAUUCCCUGAAAGAAACCCCAACGACGAUGUCUUUAUCGGAAAAAGAUUCCAGCAGGGUGGAGGAGAUUACGACGGUCGAAAACGAUGAGGAUGAUAUACGAUAUACGAAAUCUGUAAGCACUGAUCAAUUGGAAGUCCAAGUCGGCGAGGAAAAAUCAAUCGACGUCCGAAGAGCGUCUGACAACGUGAUCAGCGGUUCAAAUGGAACUACUACUACUUCAACAACCACUCAUCAACCUGUCGAUUAUCCAAGAAAUUCUACUACAAACUCUGCACCCUACAGCAACAACAGCAAUACAACAACUCAAUCUGGUAACGGUGGGGGUCUAUCACCGCUAAGAUACAACAACAGACGAUGUAGAAAUGGCAAUAGUACCAACGGAGGAUCCAGACCAUUGUCCGGAAGCUCAAUAGCAUCCAGCACGUCGUCGAGUGGUUGCAGUAACCAGGGGAUAGCAUCCGCGGUUAACCCUUAUUUAGCAUCGGUUGAAUCCUUGGCGGAUACUUGCGCGAGUUCUCAAGGAUCAGCCGAUAGCGGUGUUGUUACGGUAUCGGACAGUAUUUGUCGCGGUGAAGAGACCGGAGUGACCAGUAGCAAUCUACAGCGGCGAGAUAGCGCGGAAAGGCCGCAAUCCACUUACAACAAUCAACCAAGACCACGUUACAGCGAUCCGCAUCGCAACCCCGUGGAAAGAGUCCUGUUAGAAAUAGUCGAUACCGAAGCCGUGUACGUCGAGCAUCUGCGGCAAGUGAUACAGGGAUAUCUCAUAUUUUGGAGAGACGACCCUUUGUCACUGGUGGAUCAACCUCAACUCAGCGAUUUAUUCAGCAAUAUCGAAGACAUUUACGAAUUCAAUAGCGAGUUUCUCAACGAAAUAAAAAAUUGUGGAUUGGAUCCGGUUUGUGUGGCCAACACGUUCGUCAAACACAAUUCGGGGUUUGAAGUCUACACCGAAUACUGUACAAACUAUCCGAGGACCGUCGCCGUGCUGACAGAUUUGAUGGGUCAAGAACGAACCGCCAACGCCUUUCGAGAAAGGCAGGCAGCCCUCGGUCAUGCUUUACCUUUAGGCUCAUUCCUGCUGAAACCGGUUCAAAGAAUACUAAAAUAUCACCUCUUGUUACAGAACUUGUCCAAGGAAUGUGAUGCCGACGUUGAGGAGAACGAAUUGACGAUAAGCGCAAUCGAGGGGGCUUUAGCUGCAAUGACGGGCAUCGCGAGGCACAUUAACGUGAUGAAAAGAAAGCACGAACACGCCGUACGUGUUCAAGAGAUUCAAUCUUUACUCUACGGUUGGCCAGGACCAGACUUAACUACCAGCGGAGAACUGGUCGCAGAGGGACGGUUUCGCAUGCGAGGAGCAAAGGCGCCUAGACACGCGUUUCUGUUCGACAGAAUGCUUUUACUUACAAAGAAAAAAGAAGACGGACUCCUAGUCUACAAAGCUCACAUUGUGUGUUCUAAUUUGAUGCUCAUCGAAAGCAUUCCUGGAGAGGCGCUCAGUUUUCAUGUUAUUCCAUUCGAUAAUCCUCGUCUCCAAUACACGUUGCAGGCUCGUAACUUGGAACAGAAACGGGAAUGGACGAUGCAAAUAAAAAGGGUGAUUCUAGAAAAUUACAACGCAGUUAUUCCCUCGCAUGCCAGACAGCUAGUGAUGCAACUUGGACAGACGCAACCCGAAGACGAAGCUACGGGGGAUAAGGGAUCGGCAAAAAAACAACAUUCGGCACCUCCUGAAUAUUUAGAGAAACGAAAGCAGGAGAGAGAGAGACGCAAGCCUGAAACUAGCCUGAGAAACAAGUUGCGAAAAAGUGGACGUAAAACCGAACCUAACGUGUCCGCCAUUGAGGUGAGCACAGCUAUUUGGCACGGGGUUGGUACGGGGGCAUUGGUACUUCCUCAACUUGAUGCAUGUAACAAACUUUCUUCUCCUAACCUUUGGAUCAAGGACAUGCCGACUACCCUGAGUAAAAAUCAGUCCACAGAGUCGAUAACAAGUAACAGUCGAGACCAAAGUCUGAAUAGAUCCGCCGACGGUCGUUCUUUGAAAGUUAAGGACCGUUUCGCAAGUUGGCGCAGAAAGUCUGAACCCGGUUUCCAGUCGUACGUAUCGUUGAAUCAGUCGGACGAAGAAGAAAAGGAUAGCGAAGCUUGCACCGAGGAGACGUUAGUCAACCCGGAACGUUACGAGUUAACGGACGAUAUAGAGAUAGCGCAAGACGCUACAGAAUUAUUGAACAACAGCAAUAAUUCUUCUACUCCGCCUCCUCUUCCUUCGAACCCUCCUGCGACGACGAUUACCAAAGAUAAAAAUAAAGACAACCAAGAGCAGCAAGCGCAGCAAACAAUGGAGGAGAUAGUUGGUCACAUAUUAAUGCAAAAUCGAGACUUCCAAAAAUUAUUAGAGAAGCAGAGAACGAGUAGCAUUAUAAACAUGCGACAGCAGCAGCGUUUCAAUAAGCACAUGCACUCUGCCGAUACGUCGGACAGCGAGACGGAGAACGAUACUGCCAAUAACAAUAACCACAGCAACAACAACAACAACAAUCACAGAGGUACAAGAUCGAUGCGAUUGACUAGACGCGAGCAAAGAUUGGUGAGAGCGAACAAUGCAAGGAAUUCGACAUCGCCUCCGUCGCCACGAGAAGAUCACCACACAAGUUUGCAGCUUCGCUACGAUAAUCUGAGAUUAGAAAACGAUCACGAAAGUGAUUUGUCGACGACGUCUGUUAAUAAGAAUCGUACGAAUCGAAUAAGCGAGAAACGAGCGAUAUUUGAGUCAUUUAAGAAACAGAGUAUCGUCACCGAGAGUAAAGUGAUAAAAACAGCGCUUCGUAUCAGGGAAAAUUCUACACUGGAAAUGGAACGAGAGAAGUUGAGAAAAGAGCCUAUAUAUGAGACCAUCCCUGGCGAAGACGAAAUCAGGAAACCGGAUGAGGAAGACGAAGGUGAUACUGCCAUCGAGAACAUAAAAAGUAACGACGAAUCCAAAGGUUUUGGUAACUACGAUAACUUGCAGAGAGUUUGGGAAGGCGUAAGGCAACAGGAUGAGGAAAUCGACGGAGGCGAUAGUCCGACAAAGCCAGCAGUUUGGCUGACUAAAUUGUGCGAAGGCCUGCCUACGACGACCCAAAAAUCCGGUUCACUGCCUCGAAGUUUCCAGAUAAAUCCACACGACAAUCCUUCCUAUCCGCAAGUAACGAAGUCGAGAUUCUUGCAAAGGGAUGGAAAACCGAUGAGCGAACGACCGUUUACAAUAGCGUCCGACAAACCGGCUGAAAUCAACCUCGAGGACAUGGAGAGAUACGCUUCAUCCUGUCAACCGGAAAGUAGAAUUGCAAAGUUCCCAACGUCCACGUCGACGUCAACGUUUUUCUACUCGCUUGACGAGGACUCUUUUACCGACGCAUAUUCUGAAGUUCAAUCGUCAACAUCCGCCAGCGCAAACGUUCAUCCUGACCACAAAAUUUACAGGGCGAGUGUAAGCACCGGCACGUUGUUGAAAAACGUAUUUUCCAAGAAGGGAAGUAUACUGCAUGGACUUCGGUCAACGGAGAGCAUAGAGACUCUGGGAUGCAGCGACGAGGCUGACAGAGUCAGGCAGCUUGGAUCGAUCGGCAGUAGCAAGGUGAAAAAGAAGAGUAAGUCUAAAUAUUCGAGAGAAACUUCGUCGGAUGUUGAUGAAAUGAUGAGCGGAUGUGUCGCCGGAGGGAACAACGGAUCUUCGUCUAAAUCGUCGUUGAAAGUUCCCUCGGUUUACUACAAACAAGGAAGCUCCGGACUUGGUGCUCGUAUAGCGCAAUCCGAUUACGCAGAUCCUACCGUACUUUUUGGAGAUAGUAUUUUGAAGCGCACGGCGAGUGUUGGCGACGGUUUAGAAAACAAGGUGGAAUUAUCAGAGGAUAAAAAUGGUGACGAGUGUAUUUUAGAGCGUAGGGAAAACGAGGCGGAUAGUUUUUACGAAAAGUCCUUCGAGACCAUAGAAAAUUACGUGAAUCCCGAGACGGAAGAAGUGUUCAGGGACAGUGCAAUAUUUAGUGAUACGGACGAGGCGACGUCGGCCAAGACCGCACAACCUACUUCGGCUAUUAUUUAUAAAAAGAUUCCUCCAGCUGUGCCAAAAGUCGCUCCGCCAAUUCCGGUGAAACGUAAACCGGAAAUUUCAACACCCCCAAAAGUAUUUGCGAAAUUUGAAAAAUCAGGGGAAAAAGUUAAACCCGCAGUUGCUCAAAAACCUAAUUACCUAAAAGUGAAGAGUGUCUUCCAGAGUGAACUGGAAAACACUGUUCAAAAGCCUUUAAGGAAAACUACUGGAACGCUGAACCGUAGUAACGUUGAGUUGGCUCAAAGUAUUAACAGCGAAGAAAAACAAACCGAGAAUACCGUUGACGAGAGGGAUGAUGUAUCGGCAGGUCAAAGCCGAGCAGGUUGGGUGCGUAAAAUUGUUGGUCAAUUACAGGGUCAAGACGAUGCAUAA
Messenger RNA from Diprion similis, 4923 nucleotides. RefSeq lists its product as uncharacterized. Gene Ontology annotation, molecular function: guanyl-nucleotide exchange factor activity. The record is from RefSeq and is a predicted model, not a curated record. The coding region runs from base 37 to 4923 and encodes 1628 amino acids. NCBI's taxonomy places the organism in Eukaryota, Metazoa, Arthropoda, Insecta, Hymenoptera, Diprionidae. The transcript is spliced from 12 exons.